AGAAAGUCUCGCGAUAUUUUGGCGCAAGGGCCAGAGCCGCGUAGCGAGCGGUGGCAGCUGCUGAGGGCGGCGGGACCGCGGCUGGGCUGAGGUCGGUCUGGUGAGGGGCAGCGCGAGCUGCCGCGCCUCUCAGGCUGUGCGUCCCGACGACCGGGCUCGGGAAUAGCGUGUGGACAGCUCGGUCCCCGAGGGCCGCGCCCGGAACGGAUAGGUGAGCGGACACCGAGCUUCACCUGAAUUGCGGUGACAGGUGCAGAGCAGUGCGGCGCCGCACUCGCUACCCGGCCCGCCCCCCUCAGGCCUCGGCCGUCCGGCUCGGGAUGCGCCGCGGGCCCGGACCCAGCGUCUGCGGCUUCGGGAGCCUGGCACCGCCGCGGAGGAGCGGCCGCCGCCCCUAGGGGAAGGCGCUGGGAAACGGCUGAGCACGGGCAUGAGCUGGCCGCGGCGUGUGCUGCGGGACUAGGACGCCGCCAUGAACCUGCACCAGGUGCUGACCGGCGCGGUGAACCCCGGCGACCACUGCUUCUCGGUGGGCAGCGUCGGCGAGCAGCGCUUUACGGCCUAUGCAUCUGGAUGUGACAUUGUAAUACUGGGAAGUAAUUUUGAAAGAUUACAGAUCAUCCCAGGAGCUAAACAUGGAAAUAUUCAAGUGGGAUGUGUAGACUGUUCAAUGCAACAAGGCAAGAUUGCAGCAUCUUAUGGAAACGUUAUCUCUGUUUUUGAACCAGUCAGUGUGCCGAAAAAAAGGAAAAAUUUGGAAUUUUAUAGUCAAUGGCAGAAAAGUGGCCAAUUUUUUCUGGACUCAAUAGCACAUAAUAUAACCUGGGAUCCCGCAGGUAAUCGUCUUUUAACUGGUUCCAGCUGUCUGCAGCUUUGGUGUAAUAUUAACUCAAGAAAGCAAACUGAAGAUGAAAAUGCAGAUAAAACAGAUCUGAACUUUGGAGAUUGGGUAUGCAUUUGGCAUUGCAAAACUGCUUCCCAGGUCCACCUCAUGAAAUUUUCACCAGAUGGAGAAUUUUUUGCCACUGCUGGAAAGGAUGACUGUCUUCUAAAGGUAUGGUAUAAUGUAGAAAACUGGCGACCAGCUGUUACCUCUCCAGAUAAAAAUUCAGAAAAACAAUCCCAAGGAGAAAUUGACUUUUCUUUUGUGUAUCUGGCCCAUCCACGAGCUGUAAAUGGAUUUUCCUGGCGUAAAACAAGCAAAUAUAUGCCGAGGGCUUCUGUAUGUAAUGUACUAUUGACUUGCUGUAAAGAUAAUGUAUGUCGUCUUUGGGUAGAAACAUUUUUACCAAAUGAUUGUUUGCUGUAUGGAAGUGACUGCAACCACUGGUGUGAACCAAUUAGUUUAACAAAUAACUUAAAGAGAAAUGCUUCCAGUAAAGACCGAGUUCAAAGUGCUCUAGAAGUAAAUCUGAGACCUUUCCGUAGAGGUCGGAGUAGAUCACUUGCUCUUGUAGCACAUACUGGCUAUCUGCCUCAUCAGCAGGAUCCUCACCGUGUCCACAGGAACACGCCACUGCAUGCCAAUGCACUUUGUCACUUUCAUAUUGCAGCCAGCAUCAACCCAGCCACAGACAUCCCUCUUCUUCCAUCUAUUACGUCUUUGAGUUUAAGUGUAAAUGAAGAGCAGUGUGGACCUUUUGUGGUACACUGGUUAAACAAUAAAGAGUUGCAUUUUACUUUGUCCAUGGAGGUCUUCUUACAGCAACUUAGAAAGAGUUUUGAACAGCCCUCAUCUGAGGCCAGUGUAGAAGACUCUAUUCAGGCAGAUGUAAAAUCUGAUGAAGAAAUGGAUGGUGGUGUUGAUGAUUUAAAAAUAAAUCAUGAAAAGAAGGAAUUGGGUGAAGACAAAAUGUUACCAAGCUCAAGUUUUACACCAUUAUCAUCUGCUGCCAUUGAUCAUCAGAUUGAAGUGCUUCUGUCUGAAUGGAGUAAAAACGCAGACAUGCUUUUCAGUAUUCAUCCCAUGGAUGGGUCUUUACUAGUUUGGCAUGUAGAUUGGCUAGAUGAAUACCAGCCUGGUAUGUUUCGUCAAGUUCAGGUGUCCUUUGUUUCCAGAAUCCCUGUAGCUUUCCCCACAGGUGAUGCAAACUCUCUUUGUAAAAGCAUAGUAAUGUACGCCUGUACCAAGAAUGUUGACUUGGCUAUUCAACAAGGAAAACAGAAACCUACUGGCCUCACUCGCUCUACAUCAAUGCUUAUCUCCUCUGGACACAGUAAAUCAUCAAAUAACUUAAAAUUAAGUAUUUUUACCCCGAAUGUUAUGAUGAUUUCAAAGCAUGCUGAUGGUUCUUUGAAUCAGUGGCUGGUUAGUUUUGCUGAGGAAUCUGCUUUUUCUACAGUGCUUAGUAUUUCUCACAAAUCCAGAUACUGUGGUCAUCGUUUUCAUCUUAAUGAUUUAGCUUGCCACUCAGUAUUACCUUUAUUACUGACAACAUCACACCAUAAUGCAUUAAGGACACCAAAUGUUGGUAACCAAAAGCAAGCUCAUGACACUAUAAAUAUUGAAGAAUGUUCCUUGGCACAGCAAAAUAAAAGCAAUGUUGAUAUGGCAUUUCAAGAUCCCAAUGCAGUUUAUAGUGAGCUUAUUCUUUGGAGGGUUGAUCCAGUUGGGCCACUAUCUUUUUCUGGAGGAGUGUCUGAGCUUGCCCGGAUUAAUUCUCUUCAUGUUUCUGCCUUUUCCAAUGUGGCAUGGCUCCCUACUCUCAUACCCAGUUACUGUCUAGGUGCAUACUGCAACUCUCCUAGUGCAUGCUUUGUAGCUAGUGAUGGACAAUAUCUGAGGUUAUAUGAAGCAGUUAUUGAUGCCAAGAAACUUUUAUAUGAGCUUUCCAACCCUGAAAUUUCUAAAUAUGUUGGUGAAGUAUUUAACAUCGUCAGUCAGCAGUCAACAGCCAGACCAGGAUGCAUUAUUGCAUUAGAUUCUAUUACCAAGCUUCAUGGCAGAAAAACCCAGUUGCUUCAUGUUUUUCAAGAAGACUUCAUUUUGAAUAACCUUGAGAAGAAACGUCUGGGAAUAGAUAGCAUUUUAUUGGAUUCAGGCAGUUCACGUAACGGAUUUUCUGAAAAGUUCUACCUGGUUGUGAUAGAGUGUACUCAAGACAACCGUUCACUCUUACGUAUGUGGGAUUUACACUUAAGGUCGAUUCCUGUCUCACUGGAUGAAAGAAUAGAUACAAAAAUAUCAGAAGCUAUUUGGCUACCAGAAGAACAUUAUUCCUCUUCUCCAGAGAAGAUUCUAUCUCCAUUUUCACAGAAAUUCCAGGCUUGCAGAGCUAAUCUCCAGAGUACCAGCAAGUUGUCUCUUUUUUCUGAAAUGGUAUACAGCAAAGAGUUGGAUUUGCCAGAAGGAGUUGAAAUAAUAAGUGUUAAGCCUUCAGCAGGACACCUGAGUUCAUCUUCCAUAUAUCCUGUUUGCAGUGCUCCUUAUUUAUUGGCAACUUCAUGCUCAGAUGAUAAAGUAAGAUUUUGGCGAUGCAGAGUAACAAAUGGAGAAUCAGCUACAUCAAAGAAUGGAAAAAUAGAUCUUGUGUAUAUUUGGGAAGAAUGGCCAUUACUCAUUGAAGAUGGACUUCAGAGCAAUAGUAGUAUAACUGUACCUGGUAGGCCUGUAGAAGUGAGCUGUGCACAUACAAAUCGUUUAGCAGUAGCUUAUAAACAGCCCACAUGUAAUAGUAGAUCUCAGGAAUUUGUUAUGCAUGUGAGUAUCUUCGAGUGUGAGUCUACAGGAGGUUCAUGUUGGAUCCUUGAGCAGACAAUUCACUUAGAUGAGUUAAGUACAGUGUUGGAUUCUGGCAUUAGUAUUGAUAGCAAUUUAGUGGCUUAUAAUAAACAGGAGACAUAUUUAGUCAGUAAAGAAAGUAUUACAUCAAGCACAAAACAUUUGGUUCACUUAGAUUGGAUGUCUAGAGAAGAUGGUUCUCAUAUCUUAACCGUAGGAAUUGGCUCAAAACUUUUUAUGUAUGGACCCAUGGCUGGCAAGGUACAAGAACAGACUGUGAAGGAGAACCAGGUGUUUCCUCUCUGGGACAGUACUAAAGUCGUACCUCUUUCUAAAUUUGUACUAUUACGAAGUGUAGAUUUGGUUUCUUCUGUAGAAGGUGCCCCACCUUUUCCUGUUUCUUUAUCAUGGGUCCGGGAUGGCAUCCUUGUGGUAGGAAUGGAUUGUGAAAUGCAUGUAUAUUCCCAAUGGCAGCCAUCUUAUAAACAAGAACCUGUUAUAGCAGAUUCAUACAAUGGAAGUACUCCGUCUAUAUUAAGUUUAAUAAAGCAAAGUAACUCAUCAAGUUCUGGGCUACAUCCUCCAAAGAAAACUCUGACUCGAUCCAUGACCAGUCUUGCACAAAAAAUCUGUGGAAAAAAAAGUACAUUUGACCCUUCUGUGGAUAUGGAAGAUUCUGGUCUUUUUGAAGCAGCUCAUGUACUUUCUCCAACUUUACCUCAGUACCAUCCCUUGCAGCUUUUGGAACUCAUGGAUCUUGGCAAAGUCCGGAGAGCCAAGGCCAUCUUGUCACAUCUUGUCAAAUGCAUUGCUGGGGAAGUUGUGGCUCUGAAUGAAACUGAAUCCAGUCAUGAACGCCGCCUUAGAUCUCUCACCAUCAGUGCUAGUGGAAGCACCACCAGAGACCCUCAGGCAUUCAACAAAGCUGAAAACAGAGACUACACAGAGAUAGACUCUGUUCCCCCACUUCCUUUAUAUGCCUUACUUGCAGCAGACGACGACAGCUAUUACUCAUCUUUGGAAAAGACUAGGAAUGAAAGUUCCUUAAGGAAAUCAGAACAGUUAUCAAAAGAAAGUUAUGAUGAGCUUUUUCAGACUUCAGUUCUAAUGUCUGAUAAUCACAUAUUAGAGACAGAUGAAGAGAAUACACAGCCCAGAGUUAUUGACCUUUCACAAUAUAGUCCAACUUACUUUGGUCCUGAGCAUGCUCAGGUUCUUUCUGGCCAUUUACUUCAUUCUAGUUUACCAGGGCUCACCAGGAUGGAACAGAUGUCUUUGAUGGCCUUAGCAGAUACAAUUGCAACUACAAGCACUGAUAUUGGAGAAAGUAGAGACAGAAGUCAAGGUGGAGAAACUUUAGAUGAGUGCGGAUUAAAGUUUCUUUUGGCUGUUCGACUCCAUACCUUCCUUACAACUUCCCUUCCAGCUUACCGAGCUCAACUCCUUCACCAAGGCCUUUCUACUGGUCAUUUUGCUUGGGCAUUUCACUCAGUAGCAGAGGAAGAACUACUGAAUAUGUUGCCAGCCAUGCAGAAAGAUGAUCCAACUUGGUCUGAACUGAGAGCAAUGGGAGUGGGGUGGUGGGUUCGCAAUGCUCGCAUCUUGCGCAGAUGCAUAGAAAAAGUAGCCAAAGCAGCCUUUCACAGAAAUAAUGAUCCGUUAGAUGCAGCAAUUUUUUACCUUGCAAUGAAAAAAAAAGCUGUGAUUUGGGGAUUAUAUAGAUCUCAAAAAGACACCAAAAUGACACAGUUUUUUGGGCAUAAUUUUGAGGAAGAGAGGUGGCGUAAAGCAGCUUUGAAAAAUGCCUUUUCAUUAUUAGGCAAGCAAAGGUUUGAACAUUCUGCAGCAUUUUUUCUUCUAGGUGGUUGUCUCAAAGAUGCAAUUGAGGUAUGCCUUGAGAAAUUGAAUGACAUUCAGUUGGCUCUAGUAAUAGCAAGAUUGUUUGAGUCUGAAUUUGAUAAAUCAACAACAUACAAGUCAAUUUUACGCAAAAAAGUUUUGGGAAUUGGUUCUCCAGCCAGUGAGCUCAAUUCAUCAAACAUAAAUGCACAUCAUGACCCCUUUCUUCGGAGUAUGGCACAUUGGAUUUUAGAAGAUUAUAGUGCUGCUCUGGAAACAUUAAUAAAGCAACCUGUUACAGAGGAAGAAGAUCAAGGCAUGAUGUCAGCUUGUAAUCCUGUAGUUUUUAAUUUCUACAAUUACCUAAGAACACAUCCUCUUUUGCUAAGACGUCAUCUUGGAUCAUCUGAUACAUUUUCAACACACAUGGCUUUAACAGGAAAAAGUGGACUGGCAGGAACAAUUAAUCUAAGUGAAAGAAGAUUAUUUUUUACGACUGCUAGUGCUCACCUAAAAGCUGGCUGCCCAAUGUUGGCUUUGGAAGUAUUGUCAAAGAUGCCCAAAGUCAAUAAGAAAGCAAAACCCUUUUGUAGAGGAUCUAGUUUUUUAACUAGUAAAGAAUCUUCUCCACUAAAAUCGGAAACAAGAGAAGACAAGUCUUCUGCUGUUGACUGGUCACAGUCGCUGAUCAAUGGUUUUGAAUCUUCUUCAGAGGGUUCCUCAGAGAGGCACUCAAACUCUACCUUUUCUUUUGAUUGGAGCCAACCGAGUAUGGUAUUUCAAGAUGACUCUUUGGAGUUGAAAUGGGAUAGUGAUAAUGAUGAGGAAAAUGAAGAUCCCCCUAUUUCAAUGAAAGAAAUAAGACCUUUGCAGAGAAACACAAUUAAAGAAUUAGACGAAUUUAGCAGUUACACAGACUCCUUAAGCACACUAGAUGAAAAUGACAUUUUAAAUCCAUCAGAAGAUAUAAUUGCUGUUCAACUAAAGUUUAGAGCAUGUUUAAAGAUUCUCACAGUAGAACUUCGUACUUUAUCUACUGGCUAUGAAAUAGAUGGUGGGAAAUUGCGUUACCAACUCUACCACUGGCUUGAAAAAGAGGUAGUAGCUCUUCAGAGGACUUGUGACUUUUGUUCAGAUGCAGAACAACUGCAGUCCACAUUUAGCCAAAGUGCAGAUGAAACUGGAUCAAUUGAAGAUGCUGAUGAUUUGCAUCACCAAACAAAAGUGAAACAACAACUGAGAGAAAGUUUCCAGGAAAAAAGGCAGUGGCUCUUGAAAUAUCAAUCACUCUUAAGAAUGUUUCUUAGUUACUGUGUGCUUCAUGGCUCUCAUGGUGGGGGUCUUGCAUCAGUGAGAAUGGAAUUAAUUUUACUUUUGCAAGAAUCUCAGCAGGAAACAGCAGAACCAAUAUUUUCUAACCCUCUGUCAGAACAAACUUCAGUGCCUCUUCUCUUUGCUUGUACAGCCAGUGCCAAAACAGUAGUUGCCAAUCCAUUAUUGCACCUUAGCAAUUUAACACAUGAUAUUCUACAUGCCAUAAUAAAUUUUGAUUCACCACCACAUCCUGAUAGCCAAACCAAUAAAGUAUAUGUAAUGCAUACUUUAGCAGCCUCACUCUCUGCUUGUAUUUAUCAGUGCCUUUGUGGUAGUCAUAACUACAGUUCAUUUCAAACAAAUCAGUUUACUGGAAUGGUGUAUCAGACAGUACUUCUUGCCCAUCGACAUUCCUUGAGAACAGGAAGUUUAGAUGAAUCAGUAACUCCCAACACAUCACCAGCUCAAUGGCCAGGAAUCAAUUGUCUAAUUCAACUUUUGAAUUCUUCUGGUGAAGAAGCUCAGUCAGGACUUACAGUGUUGCUUUGUGAAAUUCUCACAGCAGUGUAUCUUAGUCUGUUCAUUCAUGGGCUAGCAACACACUCUAGUAAUGAGCUAUUUCGGAUUGUAGCCCACCCUCUAAAUGAAAAAAUGUGGUCUGCAGUAUUCGGUGGAGGAGCACAUGUUCCCAGCAAAGUACAGACAACCUCAAAAGCUUUAUCUGGAAGGCACUUUGCUAUGCCUAGCCCCCACCAGGUAGUGGUAUUCUCCAUGGAAUGUGUGGGCUUUUCCAAAGCUCUGUCAGCCAUCAGUUCUCAUAGCCCUCCCACUCUUGCAGUUGAAGGAGAAAAACAAAACAAACAUAUUAGUCCAUCAAAAGUGUCUGGCAGAGAAUCUUCUCCUGUAUCCUCUUCCUCUGUAAAUCAGGAGCCACUUGCAGUCAAGGAGAAGUUCAUUCCACCUGAACUAAGUAUCUGGGAUUACUUCGUAGCCAAGCCUUUUCUACUGCCUUCCCAAAGUAGAGCAGAGUAUGAUUCUGAGGAGAGUCUAGAAAGUGAUGAUGAUAAUGAUGAUGAUGAUGAUGAUGAUGAUGACGACGACAACGAUGAUGAUACUUUGCCUUCUGAUCUCCAACUCCAUGAGCAUUCAAAUUCAAAUUCAUUCAGUUGGUCAUUGAUGAGAUUGGCUAUGGUCCAGUUGGUGCUCAACAAUUUGAAGACUUUCUAUCCCUUUGCAGGUCAUGAUCUUGCAGAACUACCAGUUAGUUCACCUCUUUGUCAUGCGGUUCUAAAAACUCUUCAGUGCUGGGAACAAGUUCUUCUCCGGCGACUUGAAAUUCAUGGUGGACCACCUCAAAACUAUAUUUCAAGUCACACUUCUGAAGAGAAUGUGUCUGCAGGCCCUGCAAUACUCCGUCACAAAGCUUUACUAGAACCUACAAACACUCCUUUCAAAUCCAAAAAUCAUCUCGCACUGUCUGUGAAGAGGCUUUGGCAGUACUUGGUAAAGCAGGAAGAAAUUCAAGAAACUUUUAUCAGAAAUAUAUUCACAAAGAAACGAUGUCUAAAUGAGUCAUUAGAGGACAGCAGUGAAACUAUCAAAAAUUCUAUGAUGGAGGAGCCAAACAUCAAUAAGAUAGAGUCAGAUCUGGGAUAUCCUGGAGGCAAAGCAAGAAUUAUUCAUAAGGAAUCUGAUAUCAUUACUGCCUUUGCUGUUAAUAAGGCAAAUAGAAAUUGCAUAGCAAUUGCCUCCAGCCAUGAUGUACAAGAACUGGAUGUUUCUGGAAUUCUGGCCACACAGAUAUAUACUUGGGUGGAUGAUGAUACAGAAACAGAAACCAAGGGAUCAGAAGACUUCUUGGUUAUACAUGCUCGUGAUGAUUUAUCAGCUGUCCAGGGUACAACUCCAUAUACGCACAGCAACCCUGGCACUCCAAUCAACAUGCCAUGGCUUGGAAGUACACAGACGGGCAGAGGAGCAUCUGUGAUGCUUAAGAAAGCCAUUAAUAAUGUUAGAAGAAUGACAUCACAUCCAACUCUUCCUUACUAUCUGACAGGAGCUCAAGAUGGAAGUGUCAGGAUGUUUGAAUGGGGCCAUUCUCAGCAGAUAACCUGUUUUCGAUCUGGUGGCAAUUCAAGAAUUACAAGAAUGAGAUUUAACUAUCAGGGAAAUAAGUUUGGAAUUGUUGAUGCUGAUGGAUAUUUAAGUUUGUACCAAACAAACUGGAAAUGUUGCCCAGUUACUGGGAGCAUGCCUAAGCCGUAUCUGGCUUGGCAGUGCCAUAACAAGACAGCCAAUGAUUUUGUCUUCGUUAGUUCCUCCUCUCUGAUAGCUACAGCUGGUCUUUCAACUGACAACAGAAACAUAUGUCUAUGGGACACACUUGUAGCACCUGCCAAUAGUUUAGUUCAUGCUUUUACCUGCCAUGACAGUGGAGCCACAGUUUUAGCGUAUGCUCCCAAACAUCAACUACUAAUAUCAGGGGGCAGAAAAGGUUUCACAUGUGUAUUUGACCUUCGACAACGACAACAGAGGCAGCUUUUUCAGAGUCAUGAUUCCCCUGUUAAAGCCGUUGCUAUUGAUCCAACUGAAGAGUACUUUGUUACAGGAUCUGCAGAAGGCAAUAUAAAGAUUUGGAGUCUUUCUACCUUUAGUCUUCUCCAUACUUUUAUCAAUGAACAUGCUCGACAGUCUAUUUUUAGAAAUAUUGGAACUGGAGUCAUGCAGAUUGAGACAGGACCAGCAAAUCACAUUUUCUCUUGUGGAGCAGAUGGAACAAUGAAAAUGAGGAUACUGCCGGAUCAGUUUAGCCCUUUAAACGAGGUGUUGAAAAAUGAUGUGAAAUUUAUGCUGUAACAUUUUCACAAAGGUUUAUGAUGGUACCUGUUCUGUAGAAGUGGCGAGCAGAUGCAAUGCACAAUACUCACCUGCACCAUGGAUAAACUAAUGCUUUCUUCUUGUCAUAUUUAUUUUAUGGAGCUUUGCCCUUGAUGCACUGAUGCCUUAAAAGAUAGCAAGUCGUUCAGCGUUAGAUCCUGUUGCCUAACAUAGAAUGUUAUAAUGUAUAAGUAAUGCUGUAUUCAUACUUAUUUAUAGUAUAUUUUAGUAAAUACGUCAUCGUAUUAAAGGAACUUUGUUUUCUCAUUGUUAUAAACUCUGUGCAAAUACCACUGCAUGAAGUCCACAGACAGUGAAAACCCUUAAGACAGGUGCCGAGAUAACACUCACCACUUAAUUCACCACCCUCUCACUUCUGUCACACAGACAGCUCUAAUUCUUUUCCAGUUAAUAAUGAAAAAUUUAUAUAGACACAAAUAAGGUAAGACAUCGCCACUAAAACUGCUGUUGGGACUUCAGCGAUAAGAGAAUCCAAGAGUUUAUUAAAUUUUCCUCUUUCCCUUCUAUAACCCAGAUGUCUGUAUGUAAAUGUAUUUAUGUGUGUAUAUAUAUAUGUGUGCAUAUGUAUAUAUAUGUACAUCUUACACAUCUUACUUGUAUAUACAGAAACUACACUCCUUUCAUGUAUUUUGUGCCAUAACAUCUACUGCCACAAGUAUAAAACUUCUCUUACAACUCAGUUUUUUUAAGUUUUUUUAAAUUAUUUUAAUCUUAAAGUCACUUUUAAGAAGAGUUUUAAGAUUAUUAUUAUUUUAAAGAUAUUGAAUCAAAUAAGUCUCAGUAGGCAAUAAAGAUGUAUGGCACACAAGGCAUUUAUAUUAUAAAUUUGUCACCAGUUUUGAUGAUCAGACAGUUUAGUUAAAUUUUUUUUAAUUUUAUUUCUUUUAAGAUGCAUUUAGUCUAAAAAUCCUAAAAAUGUUAUAGCAGUGUUUUUAGAAACAAAUGUGAAAACAGUCAAAUUAAGUAUAGUAUUUACAAAUGUACAGGGCCCUACAGAUCUACAUUGAUAGGAAAUAAAUGUUAUAUUUUAUUAUUUUUGCCAAAAUAUUAUUUUAUUAUAAAAUUUGACCAAAAUAUUUAAAAUUUACAAUGCUUCUAUCUUAAAUAUGCUAAACCUAUUUCUGUCUGUUUCAUGGUAUAUCUUUUCUGAUUCAUAAUUACAAAAAAAAAAACUUGAAAAAAUACUUGAUUUUUUUUAGCCAAUGAGACUGGCAGUAGAAUAAGUGUUUAAGGGACAGUUACAUACUAUUCAGCUCAAAUUUAUUUUAGGUUAGAACCAGAAAUUACCAUUUUUAUGUAAUGAAAUAUGGAAAACUAUUAGGAAUUGAAAAGUCAAAGCAAAGAAAUGAAGGGCUGGUAAAUGAAUUUUGUAAUGUCCUCAGGAUACUUUUAUUAUAAAAGUGUAUUGUCAAAGGUUUUGUAAUUGUAUUUCAUAUUUUAAAUAUAGUGAGCAAGUUACAGUGAAAACACUGUCAUUAUAGAGAGUUUAUAUGCACAGAGUAACCUGUACCUGUAAAUUGUGCAAUAGCAAUAUAUGACGAUUUUGCCAUGGAGAAAUCUGUGACAACAUUGCAAACAAUAUUUUUCUUUGUAGCUAAGUUAUUUUUUAGUAAUCUCUUCACAAAUCAAGAUUCAGAAGGCUUUAAACACUUUCAAUAAGAAAGGAAAUUUACUAUUGUGUUUAUUAAAAUCAAAAAGCUUUGGGGAUGAACUAUUGAGCAUUUUAAUUGAGAGUUUAUAUGAAUACCACAUAUUAUGUAAGCCCGUAUGUAUUUACAUCCAGAGUCAUAUUUUAAAUAAACAAUCAUGCAGUGA
Rattus norvegicus (Norway rat) is the source of this 11587-nucleotide messenger RNA. It is a transcript of the gene Dmxl1, whose product is annotated as Dmx-like 1. NCBI's taxonomy places the organism in Eukaryota, Metazoa, Chordata, Mammalia, Rodentia, Muridae. The record is from RefSeq and is a predicted model, not a curated record.